GAGAAGGGGAGGAGGGAGGGAGGCGCGUGACGUCACGACGUCGAGAGCGAGGGAGAGGAGUUUCUGCCUCCGUCGGUCCUCCUGGGGUUGUUUUUCUCCCUCGACGAGAGCUUUCCUCUCUCUCUCAGGGCCUGCUGGGCGAGAUGGAGAGCGCCAGCCAAGAUAUCAACCUUAACUCUCCCAACAAAGGUCUGCUGGCUGAUACCAUGACAGACGUCCCUGUGGACAACACAAGCACUGCUGCCGCUACUCCUACUCCAUCAAGGGCCUCUGCCUACAAUGGGCUCACUGAGGUGGAGGAAGAGGAGCUAAAGUCUGAGCUGGCCAAGGUGGAAGAGGAAAUUGGAACCUUGCGCCAGGUCUUGGCUGCAAAAGAGAGACAUUGUGGAGAGCUGAAGAGAAAACUGGGUUUGACCCCCUUGGAUGGGCUGAAGCAAAACCUCUCAAAAAGCUGGCAUGAUGUCCAAGUUUCCAAUGCUUAUGUGAAAACCUCUGAAAAACUUGGAGAGUGGAAUGAGAAAGUGAUGCAGUCGGACCUUUACAAGAAGACACAAGAAACACUGUCUCAGGCAGGCCAGAAGACUUCAGCUGCCCUUUCCAAUGUCGGUUCUGUGAUCAGCCGGAAACUUGGAGAUAUGAGGGCCCAUCCCUUCUCACAUUCCUUUAGCAGCUACUCCAUUCGCCACUCGAUAAGUAUGCCAGCUAUGAGAAACUCUGCAACCUUCAAGUCUUUUGAAGACCGAGUUGGAACCAUAAAGUCUAAAGUGGUGGGCGGAAGAGACAACGGUGCUGAUGAACUCCACUCCCCAUCGGCAUCUGGCGACAAGCCCUCCCAGGACAACGCACCUUUCUAAGUCUACAGCGCAGUGUGCUUGACUGCCUGAGCCCCUUCGUUUGCUCUUCCCAACAUGCAAGAAAAAAAAGAAAAAAGUGGGGGACCUAGGUCCCACUCUGAAGAGAGAGAUCCAUACAUCAUACGUAGACAUUAUUUUGCUGCUGGAUUCUUCAGGUCCAAUAAAGUGAACACACCGGUUUUUGUACACAUAUAUAUUUUACACUAAAGGUUUCUAGAUGGAACACCUUGCUGUCCUUCCUGUCUGGAAGAACAUCAGCAAUAGGGAUUCUGUAAAGGUGACCCAAAUUUGCCCUUUUGGCACCAAAGGCUUGCACUUGCCUCCUCUUACCCAACCCACCCAUACCCCUCUAUGUGCAGGCAAAAUUUUUAUUUCUUUAUGCAAUAUGGAAAUAGUAAUUCCAAGAUAUGCUAGCUAUACAGGGAAGCUUGAGCUCUGAUUGGUGCUCCAUCUCCUUUUCUGAAUAACUAGUUAGCUUUCAUCUGUUUUAUGACUCCUGCUGCUUCCUUUGCAAUUGUGAGCAGCCCUGGAAAGCUUUGGAAAUAUCUGGUGUCCUUUAAGAUAUAGAAGCGGGGGGACUUAAAAAUACACAUUUUCUUCUUCCUUUGUUGGAACCCAGAAAGGGACCUCUAUUUAGCAACUGCUUAGCUUGAUACACAGAUUCUCUAGCUUUAAUAAAUCUCAGAAUCUUUAUUUUUUUGGAAUGCAGUGGAGUUCACAACAUACCGGCUUUUAGCAUCGCUAUUUAGGGGCGGUCUGCCUUCAGGAUGCGGAAGCUGAAAACACGAGCCUUACAUCACCACCUGCUUUACUUGUUUAUAACCUUUUUAUAUUUCAGGAAAAAAAUAGUGUGAAGAAUUUUUUGGGCAGCGGUGAAGAGAGGGAGGGAGGGAAAGGGUUGAAGCACUGGAGUCUUGCAUCCUAUCAUAGUUAACCGCAUGCGGAUGUGCCGAGUCUUGUGUUCAUUUCAGUGGUGCGUGACUGUACACACACCCGCUUGUGCUCCUGCAUACACACACACUUUCUCUCUCUCCUCUGAGUGUGUAGAACUUGCUUCUCUCCCUCUUAGAUUGAGGCCUCCAUUCUUUACACAAUUGUGGAAGUAGAUGCCCAUUUAAUAUUCUUCAGGAAGGACAACAACUAUCAGGGUACAAGAUCUCCAUCCUUAAGGAUCCCUUCCCAUUCUUCCACUUGGAUAGGGUUUCUUUUUCUUGCAGGUUGCUCCUUGAAACAUUUUGUACACUUUUAAGACAGAGAUGAGAUCCUUGUCUUAAGCUUUAUGCUCAUAGCCUUUGCAAUCCAGUUUUGGUCACUGGUAUCUGGCCAUGUUUGGGCUCCUUUUUUUUCUCCACUAGAUGCCGGCUGUGCUUAGAAGCAGGGGAUGUUUUCAAACAGCUGGGAACCAACCAUGGCCCCUAAACUUCUUAAUCCUAAGGCAAAGGUGCCUCUCAAGUUAUCCAAACCUUUCGGUGCCUUAGAGGCUCAGCGGGAGUUUAGCACUGCCCCCAAGUACAUAUCAGUAAAGCUGUUUGUUUCAGAGCAUUGACACCUGUAGAAAGCAGCAAGCUCUAAUUUGUCCCUCUCUCCUGCUUGGCCCUUCGAGAAGCAAGUUUUAACACCAAAACGCUGAUUGUAGAGUUCUCCCCAUUGUCCUGUGUCUUUAGUGGAUGGCUCCCAUGCUGUGCAAACCUGACACUGGAGAUGUGGAAAAUCUGCAGUGUGUGACAUCUCUGUGUUGAGUUGUGCGGGCAAAGUAGCUGCCAAUGUUGAAAGUGGGGCAGAAUUAGCCCCAAGGGACAAGGAGCUCUGGGAGCAGACUGAACUGUUUCUCCUGUACAGGUGACUAUUUGGGGAAAACUUUGUCAAUAAAAUAAUCCUUUUGGAAAAGCA
Molecule: messenger RNA, 2744 nt
Organism: Sceloporus undulatus (fence lizard)
Lineage: Eukaryota; Metazoa; Chordata; Lepidosauria; Squamata; Phrynosomatidae
Gene: TPD52L2
Product: TPD52 like 2
Exons: 9
Coding region: 144-854 (236 amino acids)
Cellular component (GO): cytoplasm
Source: RefSeq, a predicted model, not a curated record